Messenger RNA from Cygnus olor (mute swan), 4266 nucleotides. RefSeq names its product Rho GTPase activating protein 19 (gene ARHGAP19). The transcript has 13 exons. NCBI's taxonomy places the organism in Eukaryota, Metazoa, Chordata, Aves, Anseriformes, Anatidae. Gene Ontology annotation, molecular function: GTPase activator activity. The coding region runs from base 414 to 1676 and encodes 420 amino acids. Gene Ontology annotation, biological process: regulation of small GTPase mediated signal transduction; signal transduction. The record is from RefSeq and is a predicted model, not a curated record. Gene Ontology annotation, cellular component: cytoplasm.
CGGCAGGUAUGAGCUGAAAUGGCGGCGGGAGCGCCGGCAGCCGGCGGGCGGGGCGGCCGCAGCUGGAGUUCAGACAGGAUGCUGAAACGCGGCGUUACGCCUUGGGGCUUCCACACGGGCAUUCCUGCGGCCCCGUGAGCUGUCGAGGAGCGGGCUGCGCGCGACGUUCCAGCUUUUGACAUCCUAGCCUGCCCCAAAUCCCCCCUGGAAGGCCCCCGCUCUGCUCAGCUUGUGAUGCCAUCUGCAAUCUUGUCAUUUGCAAUGACUCCUCCCUCCGCGGCCAGCCCAUCAUCUUCAAUCCCGACUUCUUCGUGGAAAAGCUGCGCCAUGAAAAACCAGAGGUGUUCACAGAGCUGGUUGUCAGCAACAUUACCAGGCUCAUCGACCUGCCUGGGGCAGAGCUGGCCCAGCUGAUGGGAGAGGAAGACCCAAAACUGCCUGGGGCAAACAGCACAGCUUCUGGAUUCUUUCGUUCCUUGAUGUCUUUGAAACGCAAAGAGAAAGGGGUGGUGUUCGGCUCACCGCUGACAGAAGAAGGCAUCGCGCAGGUCUCCCAGUUAAUUGAGUAUCUGCACAAAAAUCUACGAGCAGAAGGUUUGUUUCGGGUGCCAGGCAACAGCAUCAGGCAACAGAUGCUAAAGGAUGCUCUGAACAGUGGUACAGAUAUCGACCUGGACUCUGGGGAAUUUCAUUCCAACGAUGUGGCCACCCUGCUUAAGAUGUUCCUGGGUGAAUUACCAGAGCCCCUGCUGACACACAAGCACUUCCAUGCCCACCUCAAAAUUGCAGACUUGACGCUGUUUGAUGAGAAGGGAAAUAAGACCAGCACUCCGGACAAAGAGCGCCAAAUUGAAGCCCUCCAGCUGCUCUUCUUGAUCCUUCCUGCACCCAACCGCAGCUUACUCAAACUGCUGCUGGAUUUGCUCUACCAGACCGCCAAGAAGCAGGACAAGAACAAGAUGUCUGCCCACAAUCUUGCCCUCAUGUUCGCGCCUCAUAUCCUGUGGCCCAGAAAUGUGACAGCAAAUGACCUGCAAGAGAAUAUCACAAAGCUAAACAAUGGAGUGACCUUCAUGAUCAAACACUCACAGAAACUCUUCAAGGCCCCAGCGUACAUCCGGGAGUGUGCCAGGCUGCACUACCUGGGAUCCAGAGCCCACACGUCGAAGGAUGACCUGGAUUUGCUCACAUCUCCUGGCUCCAAGGAGCUGCAGCCCCUCAGGUCUCAGAAGCGAAGCCGACUGGACUCCUGCCAUCAGGAGGAGACCCAGCAGCGCACGGAGGCGGCUCUGAGGGAGCUCUUUCGCCAUGUCCACAAUAUGCCUGACUCUGCAAAGAAGAAAAAGCUCAUUCGGCAGUUUAAUAAGCAUCCUUCAGCUCUCACUCCUGGCUCCGAAGCGGCCACACCCCCAGCACCACGACGUACCCGCUCGCGCUCCUUCAGCGGCCUCAUUAAGCGGAAGGUUUUGGGAACCCCAGUUAUUGUGGAGAGGAAGAGCAGGGACACCACACCGGAGCCCAAACGAGCCAGCAAAGAGAACAUCCACCUGUUACAGAAAUGUGGAUCUCCAGCUCACACGUCCCAAGCAAAACUGAAAUCUUUGGAGGGCCGGAAAGAGGACUCCUGUAGGCGCAUGCGAGCCCACCUGCUUUCCAAGGACUCCUCGUCCCUCUGAAUGGCUUCGCACCGACGCACGGGUGGGGAGUGCCCGGCCUCGCAAGCUGUGAAUACUGUGCUGCACUGAGCGGGGAGCCUGCAGCCCUUACCAACACUCCAGCACCCGUGAAACCGGACCUUGGCAAAGAUUGCAGGGACUUGUUUCGUUCUGUACAUAAAUUAUAUUUCGUUCUACUAUGGGGCAAACCACUAUCUAACCAAAACCUGUGCAGCAUGUCUGACCUACCGGCUCUGGGAAGAGCUGCUUACAAGGGGAGCCCUGUGCGUUGUGGGGCCCUGUUUUACUCCCAGCUUUCUCUGCAAUGUUGCUAGACUGUAUUCUUUGCUCUUUCUGCUCUGGGUGUUUAACACAUCGGCUUGGUUUUGCUUCUUUCCCUCUGUUAGCAGUGUGAGCGGUGCACUCCAACCUUUACCCGCAUCCUGACAGUUAACCGUGCCUCUUUGGAGCCAUGCCCUCUGUGCUUCCUGGGAUCUCUGCUUCCUGCGGGGUCCCUCUGGCCUUGUCCCUGCAGGGCUGGAGCACACAAAUGGUACCGAGCACAGGAGGGGCCUGGUGGAAGAGGAGAGGCUCCGGGUGCCAUCACUUCAGGUGGGGCCUGGGGAAAGCCCCUUUCUCAUCGCUCUUUCAGAUUGGGCUGGAGGCAGCCCUUGCUCACUGCCUUCGUGUUUCUGCAGUGCCACGCUGCUGCUGGCCCUGCCCGCUGAGCAACGAGUGGCUCUGCUUCGUGUUCCCCAGGGAGGCUAAGAGGAGCAGGGCUUAUUCCUGGGGGCAGGAGGCUGGCAGAAGCUGUCAGGGGCAGGGCAGCGCAGCCUCUGGAUGCUGGGGUGGCUGUGGCAGGCAGUCCGGUGGCUGUCUGCACAGCAUAGCUGCAGCGUGAGAGGUGUGGGAGGGCUCCAGCCGUUUGUGAUCUGCUGCAAAUGGUGCCAAAGGCUUUGGCUCCAGACGUUUGGAUGGCUGGUCAGGUGCCCGGCUGAUUAGUCAUUAAGCGGGGAGAAAGGGCUGGAGCCAGGUUGGGCUUUUUGCCCUGAGCUGCAGAAAUGAGAUGAAACCAUCUAGAUUCAGGGUAACCCCCCCAUCACAGCUGGCCAGUGUCAGCUGUGGUGUUAAGCUGGAGUGCUCCAGUAAGCCAAUCCUGCCAAGUACCUGUCUGCAAGCUCUCUGGGAGGAGACACACAGGGUCACUGCUGUGAAAUAAAGAUUUAAUCAGUCAGGGAACCAUCUAAAUGCUUCUCAGCCCUUCUUGGUGAAGCAAAUAAUCUUUGGAAUCCAAUUAUAAUUGUCUUCUAAUCUUUAAGAACCAGCAGCCGGCAGGAGUUAGAGCUCUGUCCUUGACCGCUCUCCCAGACAACUGGUGGCAGGAGGUGUGAAUAUCGGGAUGCGAGCAGGGAGUUCAGUCUGACUGGCUAGAGCUGUCAGAAGGGGCUGUUGGAGCCCUGAGCAGCUUAGCUGGAGUUAUUCAUGGGUUUGUACUCGGAUUUUUAUUUGUUUUGAAGAGCUACAAAGCCACGUGCCUCAUGCUGCAAUGUCCAGAGGGAUGUUCCUGGUGUUUUAUCGGGGGUGCCUGACCCCGGAGUGGAGGAGCUGCCUUGAAAACGUAGGGGUUAGUGGGACCGUAGAUGUGGGAGUUGUGAGUUGCUGGUGUUAGGAGCCUCUGUCACAGCAAAGAAAGAGCUCUGGUUCCUCAGGGACUGGGCAGGCGAGGAUGCUGUCAGGAAAGGCAGAGGCUGUUUGCUAUGGUAGCCGUAUGUGCUGUUCGGAUGCGUCUGUAAUCAUUCCCUCCAGAGGCUUAGACUUUGUGCUCCUCUCCGAAGGGCAUGGUGUGUUUGGCUAAGCCAAAGCCCUGCUCCUGCGGCCCCCAGCAGAGCUCUGUUAGCAGAGACUGUAAAGGCAAUCGUGGGGUGAAGCUUUUGUUCAUCCCAUCCCUCCUCUCCCCCUUGUCCCUGGCAUACUUGGGCGUAUUUGUAUCUGUGUGGACGUUGGCUUGGCAAGGCAAUCUGGCCCCUCGUGCUAAAUACACUGCUCCUGUACAGACGAGAGGGAAGUAGCUCUCCUCUCGUGUCGCCCCUUACCGUUAGCUCCAGCUCAGAGACUGCUGGCUUCUGGCACAGCUGAAACUUGCUUAGCCCUAAGAAAAAGUAUCGUUGGUGCACCAGCCAAGCCUUCUGCCUGUCUUGGAUGCCUUCCCUUGCAAAGGGGUGGGCGCAGUCUCCAGACAGGGCAGUCCCCAGGGAGGCUCAGAACUGAAGGUCCUGGGGUCGGUGCCCUGCCUUUAGCCCGUGCUGAGCAUGGCGGUGGCUGGCAGGGCCCUGGCCUCGAGCCUUGGUUGUAGCAGCCCCACUGCUCGCACUGCUUCACAACCAGGGGGGUUUAGUCGUGUCUGGGAUGUGCCUCAUUUGUCUGCCCUGUGCCAUGAUGCCUCACAAGGAUGCUUCCUCCCAGAGCAGCCACUAACUGUUCCCAGAGUCUAUUGUUUCCGAAGUAUUUUUAAUCUUUGUUCUUAUUUAUAUAUGCUGUGUACGUACCGUUUCAGACUGCUGCCUUUCAGUGUGUUCAUGUGAAAACCCCAUAUUAAAUGCUUUUAUUUUUA